CCAUUUCUCAACUCCCUUAUCCUCACAAGGGUCGCUGGACUUCGGGCGUAAGGCGGAAUACACCCUGAAGCAGUGGCCAGUCAGUCGUAUGUUCAUGGACGUGACUUCCCCACCAUGAGCCAACAAGCUAUCGCUUUGCAAAAUUACAAUAAUGAGCUCGUCAAUUGUAUUGAAGACCUGUGCUCCAAGCGGGAAGAGUUAAACCGUCAGAUCAAGCUGGAGGAAGAGGAGAAGGAACGACUGCAGCAUGACAUCCGUGUCUUCUCUGGAAAGCUGAGUAAGGUCAAUGAAAGUCUGGCACAAAGAAUGGCUGCACGCGCCACCUUCGACCGCACUAUUGCAGAGACAGAGGCUGCUUACACCAAGAUUUUAGAGAGUUCCCAGUCUUUGCUGAGUGUCCUGAAGUCUGAGGCCGGAAACCUCAGCAAAGCCUCAGAGCCUCGCAAGAAAGAACACUAACGCACCAGAAGUGGAUCUUAAACGAAGGGCACUUGUAAUAUUUAACGAGUUGUAUCUUUAAAAGUGACGAAUCAGAACAUUUGGUAUUGUUUUCUGUGACUGUGAUGGAUAAUGAAGUAUUAGUAGCAAGUCUCAAUAUCAUACAAUACAGUUUGAUACCACUGAAAAUUAUGACCGCAAUCAGUCAUACUGUUAAAUAAAUACAUCUUUGACAGCAUAAAUCCAAACUGAGCAUUUUCCAUGAUAGAUAAAGUUAUUGCUACCUUCUGUUACUCUACAUUUUUAUUUUUAUUUUAGACAGCUAGUCACAAGUUUCAGUUCAGCACUAGUUCUCAAACUUUUUACGCCAAGUACCAUGUAGGAAGUAUUUCCCUCUCCAAGAACCAUGUGAUAUUAGAUCCUGUUAUAAGACAUAAUGCAGUUUGAACACCCCGCACAGAUUCUGUUUUGCCGCAAACAUAGAAAAAAAGUCCUCCAGUGGAGGAAUCUUAAGUGUUUCUGAAGAGACCAGAGGUGGAAGUGUAGUACAUUGAUGAAGUUAUGAUUGAGGACUUGCUUUGGGAAAUACUUCUUGCAGUAUGGAGAAGUCAACUUUUAAACACCCCCCACCCCACCCCAUAAACAAACAGUAUGACAUGCUUGUUUUUUUCUCUAUGAACGCUUUGAUAAUAGAUUUUUUAAUACGUACCUUUCACUGAUGCCUUCACCACUGAUGGUCACAGUACAAAUAUAGUUAAAAGAAAUCAAGCAAUAAAAUAAAAUUAAAAAAAAAAAGAAUAACAAAAACACGUCAAAAAUGUCAAAUGAUGUAGGAAACGUUAAAAUAUGUGUAAGCAGUCCAGACUAGCUAUGUCUUGAGUUGGGGUUUGAAGAUGGAGAGCAGGUGGUAGCGAGUUCCAAAGAUGGAGGGCAGUGUGUCAGCACUUUCUCCCACAGUGGACAGAUGGGCAGAAGCCAUGGUGAGGUGGAUUGAAGAUGAAGAUUUAAGAGUGCCUGAGGGUAUGGCAACAUGAAGGUUAGCAAAAUUGGGUGAGGUGACAUAGACGGCUGUGAAUGUGAAGAGCGGGAUUUUAUGUCAGAUCCUGUAUUGGACAGGAAGACGGAUGUUAUUGCAGGGCUGGAGUGAUGUGGUAAGUCAAGGUUUGUCUUUGUGACAAUAUCGGUGGUCAAAUCCUGGAAAAGCUGUCGUUUUUGUAGUGACAUGCAGGGAGACCAACAGGAGAAUAUUGCAAUAAUCCAGGCGGGAAGUGACAGAAUGAACAAGGACGGCAUCAGUCUGGUGUGAGGGAUGGACAAGAGAGAGAAACGAGGAUUUGAACAAAAUGGUCCAGUAUAGCCGGAGAGUAAUAAUUUUACACAGCUGGGAAAUGCAGACAUCCAGAAGAAAGCACAAGAGGGUGGAUAAAAUGGAGUGUUUCAUCACGGAGCUUCAAUGGGGUGA
Syngnathoides biaculeatus (alligator pipefish) is the source of this 1900-nucleotide messenger RNA. Its product is annotated as microtubule nucleation factor SSNA1-like. The record is from RefSeq and is a predicted model, not a curated record. NCBI's taxonomy places the organism in Eukaryota, Metazoa, Chordata, Actinopteri, Syngnathiformes, Syngnathidae. Gene Ontology annotation, cellular component: centrosome; ciliary basal body. The transcript has 5 exons. The coding region runs from base 115 to 459 and encodes 114 amino acids.